This is a messenger RNA of Miscanthus lutarioriparius, 420 nucleotides long. NCBI's taxonomy places the organism in Eukaryota, Viridiplantae, Streptophyta, Magnoliopsida, Poales, Poaceae. The record is from the annotation of a GenBank genome assembly.
AUGGAGUUCACGUCGUCCUACUUCCACGCCUUCGGCAACCCUGACUUCGCGGCGGUGUUCUCGGGCGGCAGCGCCGGCAGCGCGCAGGCCCACCGCCCGCGGCGCUCCACCGACGGCUGCGCGAAGGCGGAGGACGGCAGGAGCCCCACAUCGGCCACGCCGAGGAGCGCGCCGUCCAUGUUCUGCGUCCCCGACACGGAGGCGGAGGAGCCCAACAGCUUCCUGGACGAGUGCACCCUCUGCCGCAAGGCGCUCUGCGGCGACAUCUUCAUGUACAGGAGGGAGCAGAUUGAGAUGGACCGCAUCAGGCACCGGAGGAAGAAGCAGCAGGCCCUCAUAGCGGCGCAGCAGCAGCAGCAGGCGGAGGCGAUGGCGCAGAGGGACCAGCGUACGCAGCGGCAGCUUCAGCCACAGCACUAG